Messenger RNA from Meriones unguiculatus (Mongolian gerbil), 468 nucleotides. Its product is annotated as isopentenyl-diphosphate delta-isomerase 2-like. Lineage: Eukaryota; Metazoa; Chordata; Mammalia; Rodentia; Muridae. Gene Ontology annotation, biological process: isopentenyl diphosphate biosynthetic process; isoprenoid biosynthetic process. Gene Ontology annotation, cellular component: cytoplasm. The transcript has 4 exons. The record is from RefSeq and is a predicted model, not a curated record. Gene Ontology annotation, molecular function: isopentenyl-diphosphate delta-isomerase activity. The coding region runs from base 1 to 468 and encodes 155 amino acids.
AUGUUCCAGGCAAGCAAAACUUACCUUGAUGACCUCCAGAAAAAGCGUCUGGAGGAGAAGUGCAUUGUCAUUGACAAGCAGGAUCAGGUCAUUGGAGCUGAAACUAAGAAGAACUGCCAUCUGAUGGAAAACAUUGAGAAGGGUGAGCUGGAAGGACGAUGCCAUGCCUCUUACACCAGUGUUGUUUUCUUCAACACGAAAACCCAGCUCUUGGUCCAGCAGAGAGCAGAUGCCAAGUACACUUUUCCCAGACAUUUUACAGACUCCUGUUCUAGUCACCCUUUAUACACGCCUGAGGAGCUGGAAGAGAAGGACGCUGUGGGAGUGAGGAGGGCCGCCCUGAGACGUCUUCAGGCUGAGCUGGGCAUUUCCCAGGAGCAGAGCCCGACAAGAUAUAUGGACUGUGAGGACUGUGGAAAAGAAAUGCUCAAAGCAGGGGUUGGUGUCAAGAGACGACAUAGCCCUUAA